Molecule: messenger RNA, 3147 nt
Organism: Drosophila elegans
Lineage: Eukaryota; Metazoa; Arthropoda; Insecta; Diptera; Drosophilidae
Product: succinate--hydroxymethylglutarate CoA-transferase
Exons: 1
Coding region: 1262-2593 (443 amino acids)
Molecular function (GO): catalytic activity
Source: RefSeq, a predicted model, not a curated record
GAGAUCAUCGCACACAGAAACUGCUACGUCAUUCAGAAAAUAAAUAUUGAUUUCACCAGGCGAGGUUUCCGGGGGAAAAGGCACCGCUGGAAAUGCACUUCCAAGGAACUAGAACCUUGAACUUAUUGUUAUAACUCGGUAACAGGUGAGUUGUUGGAUUGAAAUAGGUAUGUAUUAACUAAAAUUAGCUAGAAUUAUACACAAGAGAAAAUUAUUUCGUGGCAAUGGGGUGUUAAAAUGCAAGUCGACUUUUAACUGAUAGGAAAUUAUAGUUCGCAAGAUAAAAACACUAUAUUUUAUAAUGUUUUUAGAAAGGGAAAAUAAUUAAUUAAGAUUGGAUAGAUCCAAAUUGGGUCUUGUACUUUAAAAACACUUACGUUCUUGCGAUAUCUGAGCCUAUCAAAAAACAGUUCCUAUUUAUUACGAAUAAGUUUGUUUAUAAUAUAUUGAAGCAUACAGCUGUGUUAAUUAAAUUUGAAUAAAAUUCUUUUUCUGUGCAAAAAUCUUAGUUAAUUGCCUGCGCGUGGAUGAACUAGUUGUAUCCAUCAAUUAAGAUAGCUAAAGUUAGUAUUUACAGAUCACUGAUCCGUCUGACACUUAUAGUAAGCAUUCAGGCGUAAGUUAUCCAGCCAAGACAUUCAAAUUGCUUUUUAAUUGUGCUGGUCAUUACGAAAUAAUUGCCCCAUAUUAGGCUCUAAGCUGGUCAAUUUUUCAAGAAAAACAAAUGCGUGUUUUAGUCAGUACAAAUGGCUUUCAGCCCGAUCGUUUAGCCCAAGAUCACGCUAUCCAAGAUGUCAGCAAGGUGAUAUAAUCCGAGUACAGAACAAAAUAAGCCAUCACGAUAAUAACUUGUCUCGAUGUGCGAUCUGUACUUAAUGAUAUGGCGUCGGGAUGACUAACCUCUUAUUACACUGUGGCCAGCAAUUGAAAUUCGAAAGGAUUCCUGACAUUCUAGGUGGAAACUCCCCAAGGUGAAUCGUAAACAAAAAGAGAGUUGGUUUUUUGGGGCUCCGGUAUCUGUACACUCUAUAUAUCUCAGAGUUAAGAUAGUGAAAAAGCUCACACUCUUAGAUGGGUUUUAAGAGAGCGACCCCAAAAGAGAGAAGACAUGGAGCUUCUGUCGGCUUUCGGAUGGAGGGGCACUUUCAGUGACGAUAAAAGUGAACGCGGAUCAAGUUGGGCCGCAAAACUUUCCACACUAGCAUAGCUGUCAGAUUAGUUGACCCACAAGCAACAACAAAAACAGAAACAAAAAAGAACCAUGUUGUUGUUACAGAAUUUGCGACUCGGUCGGGGAUUUGUUAAUUACGGAGUUUGCCGCCAGAGCUUGAGAAACUUUGCAGCCGCUGGUGGUGAUAAAACCAAAGGCCCCGCUGAUAACAAUGCCAGCGAAGUGGACGAACGACACCCGCUGCAUGGCAUCCGGAUUUUGGACCUAUCGCGCAUCAUCGCCGGCCCCUACUGCACCAUGGUACUGGCGGAUCUCGGGGCGGAGGUCAUCAAGGUGGAGCGUCCGCACUUCGGCGACGAGGCCAGGAAAUGGGGGCCACCCUUCCUGGAGAACAGCAAAGAUGCCGCCUAUUUCCUGGCGCCGAAUCGCAACAAGCGGAGCAUCUGCAUCGACAUUAAGCGCGGCACACGGCUCCUGCAUCGGCUGGCCGAGAUUAGCGACGUGCUGGUGGAGAACUAUGUGCCCGGCACCUUGGAUCGCUACGGUUUGGGCUACGAGCAGUUGCGUAAGGUGAAUCCGAAGCUGAUCUAUUGCUCUAUGACGGGCUAUGGCUCCGUGGGACCGUAUGCCAAGCGACCCGGCUACGAUGUGAUUGCCUCCUCCGUGGGCGGACUGAUGCACAUCACCGGGGAGCAGGGUGGACCGCCCAGCAAGGUGGGCGUGGCCGUGACCGACAUGUCCACGGGGCUCUAUGCCCACGGAGCGAUUCUGGCAGCCCUCUAUCAAAGGACACGCACUCAGCGUGGCCAGAAGAUCGAGGUGAACCUGCUGUCCACCUGCUGCUCCCUGUUGCUCAACGUGGGCAGCAACUACUUGAACUCGGGAGUCGAGGCCGGCAGAAUGGGCACUGCCCACUCCAGCAUAGUUCCGUAUCAGAGCUUCAAGACGAGGGAUGGCUAUCUCACACUGGGCACCGGCAGUGAUGAUCAGUUUCUGGACCUUUGUCGCCGCUUGAAUGUGGAAGAAUUGCCCCGGGAUCCGAAGUUCAAAACCAACAAAGAUCGUGUCAAGCAUCGUGAUGAGCUGAUCAAUAUCUUGGAGCAAAUGCUAGCUGGGGAUACAUCCCGCAACUGGAUGAAGCUAUUCGAGGGUGCCUCCUUUCCCGUGGGUCCUGUGAACUCUAUUCCCGAAGUGUUCGAGGACGAACACAUUAAAGCAAUUGGCCUGGUCAAAACUCUGCCACACCCUAAAGAUGGAUCCGUCAAGGUGGUCGGACCUCCCGUGGUCUUUAGCGAAGGACGGAACGAUGCUCGGACAGCUCCUCCGAUUCUGGGCCAGCAUACGGACGAAGUGCUGGGAGAACUUUUGGGCUUUGGGCAGGAAGAGCUAGACCAGCUGAGGAAGGAUAGCAUUAUUCAAUAAACCGUCUAGGUUUUGGAGGGAGAUAAACUACAAAUUUUACGGACAUAUCUCUGGAUCUCUCAAAAGAGUAACAACGAAAUAUGUAUCCUAGUGAAGAAAAAUUUACCUUUAAAUCUUUUAACCAAGUGACUGCCUUUUAGUUAUAAACACAAAAUUAUUAAAUUAAAAAAAAACCUUCGUAAAUUAAAUGCUAUCAAAGCUUAUCAUCCGGUUGCACACAAAAUGCUAAAAGAUCUAAAGUAAAUUAACAUGUAAUUAGCUUUAUUUCCGGAGGCUUCGCUUUGCUAGAAAUUCGUUCCAACUUUUUAAUUCUACGUCGGGUCAGAAGUCAUGUAAAAAGGCCAAAGAUUACUUUUAACUUUCAAUCAGUUCUGUGUCGUAAAGUUCGAACCUUCCCUAAUAUACAAAUUAGCAGUGAUUUGAAUGGUGCCGAUUUGUACUUAGCUCAAGUGCGAGCCAUAAACAAGCAUAUGGUAAAAGGAAAUUGAUUUUUUAGUGCCCUUUAAUACAGAUUAAAUGUUUUUAAAACAUCUCUCGUUUUUUUAUACCCUUGC